AUGUUGCCACAAGCCGGGAAACUUUUGCAGAGCGGAACAGUAUCUGCUGUCGCCAAAAGGGCGUAUUCGCCUUUUCUCGUUUCCAGUUUACCACGUGUGAGGGUUUCUCUUCCCGAGAAAGUUGUUCACGGAUUGAUAAUCGGCGCCGGGAUCUUGGCGACUCCAGCAAUUGUUCUGUCCAAUGCCAAGCACUACAAGCAGCCGAAGGAAUAAUGAUACCCUGUGGAUCACCCUGUUUUUAGUUACUUUAGCACAUUGCAAGUGUCUCCAAGGACACUUACCUGAGUCGUAAAGAGAAUGAGUUUCGAUUCGAUGUACUCUA
Molecule: messenger RNA, 322 nt
Organism: Notodromas monacha
Lineage: Eukaryota; Metazoa; Arthropoda; Ostracoda; Podocopida; Cyprididae
Source: the annotation of a GenBank genome assembly